Molecule: messenger RNA, 1735 nt
Organism: Zingiber officinale
Lineage: Eukaryota; Viridiplantae; Streptophyta; Magnoliopsida; Zingiberales; Zingiberaceae
Product: probable fatty acyl-CoA reductase 4
Exons: 10
Coding region: 50-1549 (499 amino acids)
Biological process (GO): long-chain fatty-acyl-CoA metabolic process; suberin biosynthetic process
Cellular component (GO): intracellular membrane-bounded organelle
Molecular function (GO): alcohol-forming very long-chain fatty acyl-CoA reductase (NADP+) activity
Source: RefSeq, a predicted model, not a curated record
CUUUUCCUGAAGCUAAGAAACCACGAGCUAGACGACGACGACGACCACGAUGAUGAUGGACGGCACUAGAAUUCUGGAGUUCUUGAAGGGGAAGAGCAUCCUCAUCACCGGAUCCACCGGCUUUUUGGCGAAGAUCUUUGUGGAGAAGCUGCUGAGGGUCCAGCCGGAAGUGAAGCGGCUCUUCCUUCUCAUCAGGGCGGCCGACGCUAUAUCGGCCGCACAGCAGCGCUUGCAAAAUGAGAUACUCGACAAGGAUUUGUUCAGGAUCUUGAAGGACAAGCACGGCGAUGGGUUCCCGGCGUUCGCGGCGAGCAAGCUGUGCCCCGUGGCCGGGGACAUCACCCAUCCAAAUUUGGGGAUUCAAGACCCCGAUCUCCAAGAGAAAUUGUGCAAUGAAGUCGAGAUCGUCGUCAAUGUUGCGGCCACCACGAACUUCUACGACAGAUACGAUGUCGCUUUGAGUAUAAACGUGCUCGGAGCUAAGCGUGUGCUGGAAUUCGCGAGACGGUGCGCGAAACUGGAAAUGCUCCUUCAUGUUUCCACCGCUUAUGUGGUGGGAGAGCAAAGCGGGCUCAUACUGGAGAAGAGAUUCGGAAUGGGGGAGACUCUCCGAGGAGACUCCGAUCAUUAUCUCGACAUAGAGGCAGAAAUCGAGUUGGCGGAGACGAGGAAGAUGGAGCUGCAAGCCGAUCCCAAUGUCACUGAAGCAGCCCAGAGGCAAGCAAUGAAGGAAUUAGGCCUGAAAAGAGCGAAGCUGUUUGGGUGGCCAAACACCUAUGUCUUCACCAAGGCGAUGGGCGAGAUGGUCCUCGGGCAUCUGCGGCCGGCCGAGCUGCCUCUGGUGAUUCUGCGGCCGACCAUCAUACUGAGCACGCUCAGAGAGCCCCUGCCUGGCUGGAUCGAGGGAACCAGGACCGUGGACAGCCUGAUCAUUGGGUACGCCAAGGGGAAGCUGUCGUGCCUGUUCGGAGACCUGGACCUGAUCAGCGACGUGAUACCGGGAGACAUGGUGGUGAACGCGAUGGCGGCGGCGAUGGCGGCGCACGCGGGAGAAGGGGGCGAGUUCAUCUACCACGUCGGGUCGUCGGUGAGGAACCCGGUGGCGUUCUCGCUGAUAGAGCAGUGCGGGUUCCGAUACUUCCUGGAGAACCCUCGCGUGACGAAGAGCGGAAAGAUGAGGAAGACGAAGAGGAUGCCGGUGUUCAAGAACAUGUUCUUCUUCCGUGCCUUCAUGGCUCUCAGAUUCAAGCUCCCUCUAGAGUUAAUGCACCUUGUGAGUCUCCUCUCCGGCGGAACCAUCUUCGCGAGCGAAUACAAGAAGCUCAACCGGAUCUAUAAGUUCGGAAUGCAUCUAGUCGACCUCUACCAACCAUAUGUCUUCUUCAAAGGCCGGUUCGACGAUAAGAACUUGGAAGGGCUGAGGAGGAGCAUGGCACCGAGAGUUGACGGCGAAGUCAACAUGUUUGACUUUGACCCCAAGCACGUUGACUGGGAGCUCUACUUCUCCACCAUUCAUAUCCCUGGCGUCAUGAAGUACUCAUGCAAGUGAUAGUGAUUAUGGUCAACCCUAAUUAAUUCUAUAUUUUUCUACAAUAAAAGACUAAUGCUGUUGCUCGUUAAUGAUGAUGAUCAUGAUAUUUAGUGUUCAAAAUGGCAAUGUGAAAAAAAAUUCCUUCGAGCAUAAGAACCAUCGAAGGAGAGUAUUAAGAUAAUAGUAAAAUUAGGUCACAAAUUA